AUGUUAGAGAACUACAGGAACCUGGCCUCCUUGGGUCUUGUGGUCUCUAAGCCAGACCUGGUCACCUUUCUGGAGCAAAUGAAGAAUCCCUGGGAUGUAAGGAGCCUGGAGACGCCACGCAUUCACACUGGGGAGAGGCCUUAUAAAUGUACAGAGUGUGGCAAAGCCUUUAAUCAGAAGUCAUGUCUUACUGAUCACCAGAGAAUUCAUACUGGAGAGAAACCUUAUAAAUGUAAAGAAUGCGGAAAAGCCUUCAGUCGCUGCUCAACUCUUACUCAACACCAGCGAAUUCAUACUGGAGAGAAGCCUUAUAAAUGUAAAGAAUGUGGAAAAGCCUUCAGUUACUACUCAGCUCUUCAUGAACACCAGCGAAUUCAUUCUGGAGAGAAGCCUUAUAAAUGUAAAGAAUGCAGAAAAGCCUUCAGUCACUACUCAACUCUUAUUGAACACCAGAGUAUUCAUACUGGGGAGAGGCCUUAUAAAUGUAAGUGUUGUGGCAAAGACUUUAGCAAGCACUCACGUCUUACUCGCCAUCAGAGUAUUCAUACUGGAGAGAGGCCUUAUAAAUGUGAGGAUUGUGGCAAAGCGUUUAGACAGCACUCAUGUCUUACUAAACAUCAACUAAUCCAUACUGGAGAGAAAUCUUAUAUAUGUAAAGAAUGCGGAAAAGCCUUCAGUUACCAUUCAACUCUUACUCAACACCAGAGAAUUCAUACUGGAGAGAAGCCUUAUAAAUGUCAAGAAUGUGGAAAAGCCUUCAGUCACUACUCAACUCUUACUCAACACCAGCGAAUUCAUACUGGAGAGAAGCCUUAUAAAUGCAUAGAAUGUGUAAAAGCCUUCAGUCACUACUCAAAUCUUACUCAACACCAGAGAAUUCAUACUGGGGAGAGGCCUUAUAAAUGUAAGGAUUGUGGCAAAGACUUUAGCAAGCACUCAGGUCUAACUUGCCAUCAGAGAAUUCAUACUGUAGAGAAACCUUAG
Messenger RNA from Budorcas taxicolor (takin), 984 nucleotides. RefSeq names its product zinc finger protein 829-like. Bases 1 to 984 code for a protein of 327 amino acids. Gene Ontology annotation, biological process: regulation of transcription by RNA polymerase II. Lineage: Eukaryota; Metazoa; Chordata; Mammalia; Artiodactyla; Bovidae. The transcript has 3 exons. Gene Ontology annotation, molecular function: RNA polymerase II cis-regulatory region sequence-specific DNA binding; DNA-binding transcription activator activity, RNA polymerase II-specific. The record is from RefSeq and is a predicted model, not a curated record. Gene Ontology annotation, cellular component: nucleus.